Molecule: messenger RNA, 1143 nt
Organism: Thermochaetoides thermophila DSM 1495
Lineage: Eukaryota; Fungi; Ascomycota; Sordariomycetes; Sordariales; Chaetomiaceae
Exons: 5
Coding region: 1-1143 (380 amino acids)
Cellular component (GO): mitochondrial outer membrane
Source: RefSeq, a predicted model, not a curated record
AUGAUUAGUAAAAAGGAAGCACACUCAGCUAAAACUCAAGGAGAAACAACACCGAGCACUCCUGAGUAUGUUGAAAACAAGAAUGAGGGACCAAUAACCCAUAAGACUGAAGAGGCAGUCAAGAGCACGGUGUCCUCUGAGUCUCAGGCUGACGAAGCUGCCCGAAAUACCAAGAACGGCAAACACAACAAUGAUUCUGCCGACGGGCAGGAACAAGAAGUCCGGAUUCACACCAACAUUGCCGAUGAUAACGAAGAUCAGCCAAGAAAGAGGAUGAAGAGAUGCAGCUCCAGGCCGAUGAUGUCGAGAAUACAGAUGAUUCGGCUCAAAAUGGGCAAAGAGACUAAGUCCCAGGCAGACGAUUCCGAAAAUAAAGAAAAAUCUGCCGAGUCCCAGAAGACCGGGAACAAUCCUAGUGACUGGUGCCCAAUCUGCUCUUGCUACCAUUACCGCACGGAGAGAGAGGUCGAGAAGAGCAGUGAAGACUCCUCCGGGAACGAUACCCCGAAAAGCCCCAAAACUCAAGAGAGUGAACUUCUUAAUAGCGCCGUCAAUUUAGAAACGAUCGAGCCUCUCGAAACCGUGAUCAUCCUAACCGUCUCGCGCGCUUCUCAAUACAAAUUCGGCAAAACCCUCCUCGCGCAAGCCAUCUCCAAGAAAGCUGGCCUCCGCAUGCUCAACCUGAGUAGUCCCUCCUUCCGGAACAUGUGGCAUAACGGGGUGCUGGGCAGGAGACCGGAUAUUGAUGCGAAGCAUGUGCGAGCGGAGUUGAGCGAGUUUUUGACUCAGUGGGAUGGGGCAGUGGAGGAUACGGAGAAAGCUAAGACGCCCUUUGUGUUGUUGGCGACGAGUACCCCUUGGGAUCUUUACCCUGCUGCGCUCAGGAGGGCUCCGAUCAAGAUCAUGAUUGGCCUGCCUAGGUGCGAAAAUCUCGUGGGGAUUCUCAAUAUCUAUCCGAGGGAGGAGAAGUUGGAUGAGGAUGCGUCGGUUGAUAUGAUGGCGAGGAGAACGGUGUGCUGCUCAGAGUCGGAUCUCAAGACACUGUGGAACUGCCCCGAAGAGAGGGUUAUCUCAAAGAGGCACUUUGACUUUGCGCUCAAGAAGGCUCGCCCGACGGCUAUUGAUCCGCUCAUGGCACAAUAG